This is a messenger RNA of Angiostrongylus costaricensis, 4056 nucleotides long. NCBI's taxonomy places the organism in Eukaryota, Metazoa, Nematoda, Chromadorea, Rhabditida, Metastrongylidae. The record is from the annotation of a GenBank genome assembly.
AUGUCGUCGGUAAAGUCUUGUGACAGUGUCAAUGACACGAGAAGUAUGGCAACGGCUGUUAGUGGAUCAGUCGGUGACGAUGAACGGGUGUUGACGCCUACAGAAGAUGACCAUUCGCUCAUAUUAUCAAUGAAGGAAGAAAUUCGAAAGCUUAAAGAAGACAACAAAAAGUUGAAGUUGAGUUUCACUGAUAGUAUAUUAAGUGGUAGGAGAGUUAUUACGUCAAGCGUCGACCUAGCACGGAGUUCGGUGAAACCUCAGCUUCAACCCGAAGAGCGAGAACUACGCUCGCGACGAUGCUUAGGCCAAGCCCAAGAUACAAGUGAGCAGUCAUUGGUAGCCAUGUUAGAGGAACGGUUGAAUGAAGCGGAAAACAGCAUUCAGGAUUAUCGGGAUGAGAACACUGUUCUCAAAUGUGAGCUCCGUGAUUUGCAGGCAAGUAUUGAGACAACUUAUGCUAAUUCGGAUGCCAAGUUAAGGGAAAAGAUUACAAGCACUGAAGCUUUGUGCGACGAGCUAAUGGAGGAGAACGAGAGCCUCAAAGCAGAAAUUAGAGACCUGCAACAGGAAAUUGAAGAAAUGCAGGAUCAAUAUCGAGAAGAAGAGAUAGAAGAAUUCCGAGAGUUACAACGAGAGCUCGAGCAAAAUGCAAAGAACUGCCGCAUACUCCAGUUCAAAUUACGUAAAGCGGAAAGGAUUAAAGAGCAGACAGACGCUGAAAAAUUACAAUUACAAAGUAGACUAAAUGCCCUAACUGGAAGCACUUCUGACGAGACUGCGCUAUCAACGCAAUCAGAUGGUGUUCGAGUGAGGGAAUUGGAAUCUGAGCUGAGGAUCGCCAAAGAGGUUUCGGUCCGAUUACACACCGAACUCGAGCAAUCAGAGGAGAAACGCUACAAAUUAGAAGAUGAAUUAUUUUAUAUGAAAGAAAAAGUCCGUGAAUUGCAAACGCAAAACAAAUGGAGGGAGGCGCGAAACAAAACCGAUGUGGCUGUGAAAAGGCUGUCAGCCGAAUUAGCCGCAUCUAUGCCCCAAAUGUCAGAUGGUGAAGUGAGCAAGGAGUUGCGGGAUGCACUUGAGAGAGAAAUCGACAGCCGUGAACAGCUGAAAUUUGCCGAAGAGGAUCUCAAGCGAACACAACAACGAUUGAAAGAAGUGGAAAACGAGAAUGAGGUGCUGUUGAAGAAGCUGUCAAAAUCUGCCAAACUGAGGCCUCCGAUGGUGCGAUCAGCGAGCGAAGGCAAUGCUCAUCUUCAACUCGAGUUGGCAGAGCAUGAAGUGGAGCAUCUGUCGACCAAAAUAGAUCGACUGGAGCGAACUAACGAUCACCUAUUGAAGAAAAUUAUUGAGUUAGAAACGGACUGUAUGCAAAGAGCUUCAAAUGUCGAAGGGCGCCCCAGUGGUGGUGAGUUCAACCUGACUCAAGAAAUGGAGAGGGAUAUGGGUAAAAUGAUUGCAACUAUUAGUGAUUUGGAACGGAAGAACCAUGAGCUCAAUCUUCAUUUGAAGAAUUAUGAAGCCAAGAGUAGCAGUUCGAUAACGAGGGCCGAUACAGUUGAUCUCCGCAGUGAGAAGGAGAGAUCUCGACUUCUGGAAGCAGAAAUCGUCGAACUGAAGCAUAUGUUGCUUAAAACGGACAACCAGAAGAUAAUCGCCUUGGCAACCAAGAUCGAACAGCUUAAUACUCAACAAGCAAUGGUGAAUGAACGAUGCAAUAACCUACAUAAAAAGGCCGCUAAGAAUUGCGAUAAUGAAAACUAUAUGAGCGAGUUAAAAAAACGGAUAGAAAUGUUAGAGAAAGAUAACAGUGAGCUGAAAGCCGCGUCCAUCAUUAGGGAACUGCAAGGAAAAGCGACUGCUCCUGACGAGAUAGAACAAUGCUGUGAAGUUUUGGCGUCAAUUGAAUCUCAUACUACCAGAUUGUGCAAACAAGUUGAGAAAAUUGAUCAGGCUCAAAAGGAUGAACGCAGGCGAUCUUUGUCUAAAGACAGCAGUGCCACCAUAAUAGCCGAGCUGGCUAAUCUACUCACAGAGCUCAAAAACGUUCAUAUAAUUAUGGACAACAUUAAGGGGAGCAAUCCAACAUUUGUAAGGCGAACACCGGUCCGAGAGCAGACACCACAGCAAAACACGAUAUGCACCAGAUGCGUGGAGAACCAGAGAGUCAUCGAUGAACAACAAAAUGAGAUAGUCUUCUAUAAAAAAAAGAACAAAGACCUCACUAAUCAAGUGAGUCCUGUCGGUCAACUCGUAUUGCGAACGACGACACAAUUCGACUGUACUGAUUUACUUCAGAUUCUCCAAACAGAGGACCGGUGGACAAUUGAAAUCGAAAAGCAAAGGCAAAUUUUCGAAAACGAGAUUAAGAGCCUCAGUUGCCGAUUGACAGAUAGCAAAAUACAGGUCGAAGAGCAGAAUCAGUUACUGCAAUCUAAAAACUUCACUGUUAUGGAGAAAACCAGAGCACUGGAAGAACAGGAGGAACGAUGUAGUCGUCUACAACGUGAGCUUGAAGAACAAAAAAGGGAGAAACAGGAAUUAGAGCAGAAUCAGAAGUCCGUACGCGAGUUUGAAAUUAAGUACAAAAAGUUGGAGAGCAUUUUUGACCAGGAAAGAGAAAAAAUGAACAGUGAGCGGAGCCGGUGCAAGAAUGAGAUUAUCGCACUGAAAAAGUUUACUGAGGACGCUGAAGAGCUACUAAGCAAGUUAUUUAAGGAUUUCAAGAAGAAAGAAGUAAUGUGGAAAAAUGAGAAGGAUGCGCUAGAAAGGGAAAUAGCGUCCUUGAAAAAACAACUAGUGGCGUACAGAACAUCUGUUAACGAUUCUGACCAUGAAGCCCCUUCGAACCUAAGCCGGCAUGAGAGCGAUAGGAUCCACGUUAUUGAAUUAAAGAAGCAGCUGGCUGUCUACGAGAAGAAGUGCUCUGAAAAUGAAGCUAUGCUAGAAGAUAUAAAAAUGACAAAUACUGAUCUGCUUGAUCAGUUGAAUAAAGCUAAGCAAGGUUGGCAAAAAGACAAAGAAGCUCACCAGCAUAAAGCUCGGCAAACUGAAAAGAUUCGAAUGGUUGAAAUGGACGCUUUACAACAAAAAUUUUCCAGCAGAAUGCGAAUUAUGGAAGAUACUAAUAAAUCACUUCAUUCGCAGCUUGUCCUAGCAAGAAGAGAAAGGGAUACACAUAAGGACGCGCUGGCAAACUUUGAACGCAAAGUGCAGGAUGACCAAAAAGAAAACAGCUUGCGUGAGAAGAAGAUUAGUGAAGCGCAGGAAAAAAUAAUUUCCCUGCAAAAGAACCUUUCCGAACUUGAAGCAGAAUUGGAGCGUACGCACACAGAUUUAAGACUCACUAAGGAAGCCAGGAAGGCGGAUCAAAUUUUGUGGAAAAUUGAUCGAGCCCGAGGAAAGUGUCGGAACGAGAAGCUGUCCGACGACGACCUCCGAACAAUGGAGCAUCUGCAGACACAAUUAAGGGACUGUGAGAAAUUCUACUCAAAAGAGACGGAAAGAUUGAAAGACAAAUUGAGAGUAAUGGGCGAAGAAUUCCAGCAAGAAAAAAUAGUCUAUGAUAAAAUGGUUACAGAGCUUCGUGAACAAGUGAGAGUGUUGGAAAUAGAACUAAAGAAUCUCAGCCAAAAGAAGGACAGUCAAACGGCUGCCAGUGAAAUAUUGGAGGCAGGAGCCUCACGACUUCAGCAAAUUGUACAUCUCAAUGAGUUGCAAAGGUUAACCAGAAAAUAUCGACUCAGCAGCAUUAUAGACCAGAGUGCGCUUCAGCUGCAAUUUGUUACCGAUCCGGUUCGCCGGUGUGGAAAAUCAGAGUGGGAUGGCAAUCCUGAUGGGCUCAAAUACAUCAUCAGCCAACUGAUCACUCUUCGAGAUGAAGACGCUCAAACUAUUGUACCGAGUGAUGAACGUUGCUCAUCCUCGCAACAAUCUCUGGAUCGAAACGGCUACGCUCCUUCUGUGAGCGAGUUCGACGGAACAUACGAUAAUGUCAGCCAGUCGUCCAUGAGUAUCCGUUCGGUGGCCAGUAUGCCUGUUCGUAGCACCAUCAGGUAG